AUGGGAGUACCGACCUUUUAUCGCUGGCUUUGCAGCCGGUACCCGCGUGUGGUACAGGACGUGAAGGAUGACCUGAACGAGCGCGAUGUGGACUUCAGCGACGUGGAAUCCUUCGGGAUGGACCUGCUCAUGCCGAACCCGAACGGGGAAUUCGACAAUCUCUAUGUAGACAUGAACGGUCUGAUCCACCCCUGUUGCCACCCCGAAGGACUGGAACAGCCGCCAUCGGAGGAGGUGAUGUUCCAGUGUAUAUUCGACUACCUGGACCGUCUCUUCUACCUGGUGCGCCCCCGCAAGUUGCUGUUCCUUGCCAUCGACGGCGUCGCGCCUCGGGCCAAGAUGAACCAGCAGCGGUCCCGCAGGUUCAAAUCGGCGGCGGAGGCCGAUUUGGAGGCUUCGACGUACGAGAAGGUGGCCGCGGAGUUCGCCAGCAAGAACAUCGUCGUGCCGCCGAAGGAGAAGCGCUGGGACAGCAACGUGAUCACGCCGGGCACCCCGUUCAUGCACGAGCUGAGUCGCCGCGUCGUGUCGUUCAUCGAGGAGCGGCGCCGCGUGUUCGAGUCGUGGUCGCGCAUCCACGUGAUAUACUCGGACCCGAACGUGCCGGGCGAGGGCGAGCACAAGAUCAUGAACUUCAUCAGGAACCAGCGGCACUCGCCGCAGCACGACCCCAACACCCGCCACGUGCUGCACGGGAUGGACGCCGACCUGAUCAUGCUGGGUCUGGCCACCCACGAGGUCAACUUCUACAUCAUCCGGGAGAUCGCCGUCAUCAUCCCUACGACGCGCAAACCUGAACAGGAGAUCCGCAAGGCGGUUCUAGCUGCGCAGGCGAACCCGCUGUCCGGGUGCACCAAGCUCCGGAGCGACAAGUCCUACCGCUCAAUGCUGCGGCAGAACUGGAAGCCGAUGCAGUUUUUGCGCAUCCCCGUGUUGCGGGAGUACCUAUCGCACCAGCUGUACUUCCCCGCGGGUUGGAGCGGUGGCGGGGGGUCGAUAGCCUUCGAGCGCUGCAUCGACGACCUGGUCCUGAUGUGUUUCUUCUGCGGCAACGACUUUUUGCCGCACCUGCCAUCGGUGUCGAUCCCCGGGGGCUCAAUCGACCAGAUGAUCCUGCUGUACCAGAGCGUGCUCCCAGAUCUGGGCGACUACCUAACAAACGAGGGCGAGAUUAACUUCCCCCAGGUGGAGCGGUUUGUGUCGUUCAUCGCUCGUGUGGAGGACGACGUCUUUCGAACGGAGCAGGAUUUCAAGCAGCGCCAGAAGGCGCGCCGGGCACAACAGGAGUCACAAAAGGCGGCAGCGGACGAGUCGUCCAGGGAUACCCACCAUGCUCAGAAUUCAGAUCGCAGCUUGUCUACACGUGGCACCGCCCCGAGCGGUGCGAAUCCAUCCAAAGUAGGUGGUUCGCCGGACGAAGUACCGCAUACGACAAAUGGCCACGGCACCGCCUCUAGUGUCGGCCCUUUGAAAGGGUCGGAUGGGUCGUCGGCGUCCGAAACCGACAACGCCGAUUGUAAAAGCGCGGCGUCAAUGUCGGAGCUCGACGUGGCAGCCGCGUUCAAGAAGCGUUGCGACGAGCUGCUCAAGGCGCACCGUGAGAUCGCCGACCCGGUGGAGCCCAUCGACCUGUCGCUGAACGACUCCAAGCUGUGGAAAGCUGCCUACUAUCGGCAAAAGUUCAAUCUAUCGGAAACCGAUGACGUGUCCGCGUUCGCCGCCACAGUGGCGGCAGAAUACGUGAAGGGCAUGUGCUGGGUGCUGCGCUACUACUACCAGGGCUGUGCCAGCUGGGGAUGGUUCUACCCGUUCCACUACGCGCCCUUCUGUUCCGACUUGAAGUUCGAGGGGAUGGAGUUCAGCUUCGACUACGGCGAGCCGUACACCCCGUUUCAGCAGCUGCUGAGUGUGAUGCCCAUCCGCUCGGCGCACUGCCUGCCCGGCGAGCUGCGUCAUCUCAUGACCGACCCCGAGUCGCCCAUCGCCAGCUUCUACCCCACGCAAUUCCGGGAGGACCCCAACGGCAAACGCUACAAGUACCAGUGGGUGGCUCUGCUGCCGUUCAUCGAGGAGGCCAGGCUGCUACAGCUGGCGCGCCCGCUUGAGGCGUCGCUGCCACCCGAACUCCAGGAUCGCAACCGCGUGAGGAAGGACGUGCUAUUCGUCGGCAGCGGCGGCACGGGCGCGCUCGUAGGCGAGCUGACCUGCGAGGGCGACCGCUGUGAGUUCGUCUCCAAAGCCGACAAAAAGCACCAGAGCGUCCUGCUGGACGGCGCGCAGCUGCCGUCGCGCGUGCUGCGCAUUGAGGACCUGAUGGAGGAGGGUCGCAACCGCGGGUUCAACUGCGACGUGGCCAAGAGGAUGAUCACCAACGUGUUGGGGCGCGGCCCGUCUCGCGGAGGCGGCGGGGCUGAAAAGGACCGCGAUGUGUUGCGCAACUUCGGCCGCGAUUUCCACCAGACGCAAAAUGCCUACAACCCGCACCAUCACCCGUCGCAAAACGCCUACAACCCGCACCAUCACCCGUCGCAAAACGCCUACAACCCGCACCACCACCCGUCGCAGAACGCCUACAACCCUCACCACUACCAGACGCACCAUGACGGCUCACGCAGGGACGCCCAUCGUGCGUAUAACGGCGCGGGAAGGCGGACAGGCGCUGCACAACGCGGGUUUGCAGUUCCCCAGAUGCAGCCUUUUCACGGCACCCCGACACCAACUCCGGCCCCCGGCCACUACGACCCCUACGGCAUGGGCGGCGCAAAUCGACACCACCAGCAACAGAACCGAGGCUACGCACAGCCCUCUGGGCACUACAACCCGCAAGGCCGCUCUGUAGCCCACCUCAAUGCUGGUGACGCCGCGCAGCACCACUAUGGAGCGGGCGGUAGGAGGGACGGUGACGGCAACCGCGAUUUGCACGGCAGCAGAGGACAACGCCCUACGCAUACACACCCAAUCGGACACGACAGGGACGGACGGGUUGCAGGCCGUUUCCACCCUGGAGGACCUCCGCCCAACGGAGGUCGCAGGCCGAACGAUGCCUAUCCUCCAACCCACCAGGGUGGACAAGGAUUCUCAAGAUCGGCACACAGCUCACAGAGGGAGCAGAAUGCGGGCGCGCCCAGAAAGCACGGUCAGCCUAAUUAUUUGGCCGGACACAAGCUGGAGCGGCCGAAGCGCCCUCCGGUGCACGCUGUGGGCGGGCCGCCGCCGCAUCCGCCAUCCACUGAGCGCGCCCAAGCGGGAAAUACCGAGCCAGCGCCUCAGAAGCGGGCGCUCGACGCUGCCGAAGUGCCGCCGGCGGUGAAGCCCAGCCCCGCGAGCAGACACGGGUGA
Messenger RNA from Babesia bigemina, 3339 nucleotides. RefSeq names its product XRN 5'-3' exonuclease protein, putative. Gene Ontology annotation, cellular component: nucleus. Lineage: Eukaryota; Apicomplexa; Aconoidasida; Piroplasmida; Babesiidae. The transcript has a single exon. Gene Ontology annotation, molecular function: RNA binding; 5'-3' RNA exonuclease activity. Gene Ontology annotation, biological process: nuclear-transcribed mRNA catabolic process. The coding region runs from base 1 to 3339 and encodes 1112 amino acids. The record is from RefSeq and is a predicted model, not a curated record.